Messenger RNA from Centruroides sculpturatus (bark scorpion), 711 nucleotides. Its product is annotated as C-reactive protein 1.4-like. The coding region runs from base 1 to 711 and encodes 236 amino acids. The transcript has a single exon. The record is from RefSeq and is a predicted model, not a curated record. Lineage: Eukaryota; Metazoa; Arthropoda; Arachnida; Scorpiones; Buthidae.
AUGUGUACCAUUAAGUUUCUUCUGUAUGUAUCUGUAAUUGUAAAGUUUGAUUCUAUACUUAGUUUAAAUAUCAAGGCUCAUUUUCCAACUUCAAAAGAUCCUUUAUAUCCACGAAUUCAGAUGACUGAAUCACUUCCAAAUUUAAAAGAAUUGACCGUCUGUACUUGGUUAAAACCUUACGUAUUGGAUGACUUGGAUACUGUUUUAUCUUACGCAACAUUAAGCAGUCACAACCAGCUUUUAAUCGCUUUAAGAACUAAGUUAAAUAUUACGAAAAUUGAAUUUCAUAUUGUAAAAUUUGUAAACACCGUUACUUGUUCUCACGUAAUUUGGAAAAUUGGAAAAUGGUAUCAUUUGUGUGUAAGUGUAUUCACUCCUAGUGGAAGUGUUGAGUUUUAUCUUAAUGGGAUUUUAUGCAGAAAAUUCGAAAAUAUUAUCGAAUUUAAAAAUAAAGAAAUUCCUACUGGUGGAAUAUUAAUUAUUGGACAAGAACAAGACGGUUUAAAUUCAAAAUUCGAUAAUAAACAAUCUUGGUACGGUGAUAUCGCAGAUCUUCACAUCUGGAAUGAGAAAUUAAACGAAGAACAGAUUCGAGAAGCAGGAAUUUGUAAAGGAAAACGUAAACAAGGUAACGUCUUCUCUUGGAUGAAAACAAAAAUAUCUGUUUUAGAUAAUGUCAUUUUUUCAGAAACAGAACUUUGUAAUCCUUAA